Molecule: messenger RNA, 4034 nt
Organism: Phasianus colchicus (ring-necked pheasant)
Lineage: Eukaryota; Metazoa; Chordata; Aves; Galliformes; Phasianidae
Source: RefSeq, a predicted model, not a curated record
AGCCCUUGCCCUCAGGGUCUGCGUGCUCUCAGUACUGCCUGCACCAGUGCUGCAGGAGCAGCGCAGUGAGCACAGCCCAGGACGUUGGCUUCCUCCCUGUCCCUUCAUUACCUGGCUGAUCUGCUGCAUGGCAGGGCUCUGACUCUCUCUUUCUUUCUCUCCCUUUCUCCUCCUCUCUUUCUCUCUGUCUCUUGCAGUAUGCAGUACUGGGCCAGAAGGCUGGAGCAGGAGAUUGAUGGCGUGAUGAGGAUAUUUGGUGGCGUCCAGCAGCUCAGAGGGAUCUACAAUGAGAAUAGAAACCUGUUUGAAGUCAAGGAGAACGUGCCCAGAAAAUUAGUGGAGAAGGUUGCAGGGGACAUUGAAAGCCUGCUGGCCAAGAAAGUCCGUGCUUUAAAGAGGCUGGCCAACGCAGCAGAGAAGUUCCAGAAGGCCCACCACUGGCAGGACAACAUCCGGGAGGAAGAUAUCGAGUACUACGACUCCAAGGCAGACACGGAAUUCGUGAGUGCUGAUGAUCCCGAUGGGGAAGAAAUCGAGCGGGAGAAGUCCAACUCCCUAAAGCUGGAGUUCACCGAUGAUGCCAACUUCAAGACCAAGGUUAACUACUCGUAUGCUGCCGUGCAGAUCCCCACUGACAUCUACAAAGGCUCCACCGUGAUCCUCAACGAGCUGAACUGGACACAGGCACUGGAGGACGUUUUCAUUGAGAACCACAAGGAAGACCCCUCCCUGCUCUGGCAGGUCUUCGGCAGUGCCACCGGCGUCACCCGCUACUACCCUGCCACCCCAUGGAGAGCACCCAAUAAGAUCGACCUGUACGACGUGCGCAGACGGCCCUGGUACAUCCAGGGCGCUUCAUCCCCAAAGGACAUGGUCAUCAUCGUGGAUGUGAGCGGCAGUGUGAGCGGCCUCACCCUCAAGCUGAUGAAGACCUCGGUCUACGAGAUGCUGGACACGCUCUCGGAUGAUGACUACGUCAACGUGGCCUCAUUCAACGAAAAGGCAAAGCCGGUGUCAUGCUUCAAGCAUCUGGUGCAGGCCAACAUCCGCAACAAGAAGGUCUUCAAGGAGGAUGUGCACGGCAUGGUGGCCAAGGGCACGACUGACUACAAGGCUGGCUUCGAGUAUGCCUUCGAGCAGCUGCAGAAUUCCAACAUCACACGUGCCAACUGCAACAAGAUGAUCAUGAUGUUCACGGACGGUGGUGAGGACCGGGUGCAGGAUGUCUUUGAGAAGUACAACUGGCCCAAUAAGACGGUGCGUGUCUUUACCUUCUCUGUGGGGCAGCACAACUAUGACGUGACCCCGCUGCAGUGGAUGGCAUGUGCCAACAAAGGUUACUACUUCGAAAUCCCCUCUAUUGGUGCCAUCCGCAUCAACACACAGGAGUACCUGGAUGUGCUGGGCAGGCCCAUGGUGCUGGCUGGGAACCGCGCCAAGCAGGUGCAGUGGACCAACGUCUACCAGGAUGCUCUGGGGCUGGGGCUGGUGGUGACGGGCACGCUUCCUGUGUUCAACCUGACAGAGGACAACAGUGACAGGAAGAACCAGCUCAUCCUCGGCGUGAUGGGGAUCGAUGUGGCGCUGAACGACAUCAAGAAGCUGACACCACGAUACAAUCUGGGCGCCAAUGGCUACGUCUUCGCCAUUGACUUGAAUGGCUACGUGCUGCUGCAUCCCAACCUGCAGCCCCAGAUCAUCAAUUUCCACGAGCCGGUGACGCUGGACUUCCUGGACGCCGAACUGGAGGAUGAGAACAAGGAGGAGAUCCGGAGAAGCAUGAUUGAUGGGAACGAUGGGCAGAGGUUCAUCAAGACACUCAUCAAGUCGUUGGAUGAGCAAUACAUCGACGAGGUGUUCAGGACCUACACGUGGGCUCCCAUCAAAAGCACCAACUACAGCCUGGGGCUGGUCCUGCCCCCCUACAGCACCUACUACAUCCAGGCCAACCUCAGUGACCAGAUCCUGCAAGUGAAGUAUUUUGAAUACCUGCUGCCCAACAGCUUUGAGUCGGAGGGACAUGUGUUCAUUGCUCCCAGAGAGUAUUGCAAAGACCUCGACUUGUCAGAUAACAACACCGAGUUCCUGGAGAACUUUAUUGCCCUCAUGGAAAAGGUGACCCCAGACUCCAAGCAGUGUGACAAUUUCCUCCUGCACAACCUAAUCCUGGACACAGGCAUCACGCAGCAGCUGGUGGAGCGCGUCUGGAAGGACCAGGACCUCAACACGUACAGUCUCCUGGCUGUCUUCGCAGCCACAGAUGGUGGCAUCACCCGUGUCUUCCCAAACAAAGCUGCAGAUGACUGGGAGGAGGAGCCGGAGCCCUUCAAUGCCAGCUUCUACCGCAGGAGCCUGGAUAACAAGGGCUACAUAUUCAAACCGCCCUACAGGGAUGAUGGCUACCAGGGGCUGGAUCUGGAGAAUAACACCAUUGGGAUCCUGGUGAGCACCGCUGUGGAGCUCAGCAUUGGGGGCAAGACGCUGAAGCCAGCAGUGGUUGGGGUGAAGCUGGACCUGGAGGCCUGGGCAGAGAAGUUCAAGGUUCUGGCAAGCAACCGGACAGACCGUGACCAGCUGGGCUCCCGCCGGUGUGACCCCUCGAGCAGCUGUGAGAUGGACUGCGAGGCCAACAACAAGGACCUCAUCUGUGUCCUCAUUGAUGACGGUGGCUUCCUGGUGCUCUCCAACCAGGAGGAUCACUGGUACCAGGUGGGCAAGUUCUUCAGUGAGGUAGACGCCAACCUGAUGUCUGCCCUCUACAACAACUCCUUCUACGCCCGCAAAGAGUCCUACGACUUUCAGUCCGUCUGUGCCCCUGAGGCCCAGAGCAACACAGGCGCUGCACCACGUGGUGUCUUUGUGCCCACCGUGGCCGACCUGCUGAACUUGGCCUGGUGGACCUCGGCAGCAGCCUGGUCCCUCUUCCAGCAGUUCCUCUACAGCCUCACCUACAGCAGCUGGUUCCAGACAGAGGACGUCGUGGCAGAAGGCAUGGAGGCGAGGGAGACGAGCUGCAUCAUGAAGCAGACGCAGUACUACUUCAGCACCGUCAACGCCACUUACAACGCCAUCAUCGACUGCGGGAACUGCUCCAGGUUGUUCCACGCACAGAGGCUGGCCAACACCAACCUGCUCUUCGUGGUGGCUGACAAGCCCCUGUGCAGCCAAUGCGAGUCCGUCAAGCUGCUGCAGGCUGAGGUCAGGGCUCCCCCGAGAGACCCGAACCAGUGUGAGCUGGUGGACAGGCCCCGCUACCGGAAAGGCCCCCACAUCUGCUUCGACUACAAUGCAACAGAAGAUACCUCAGACUGCGGCCGAGGGGCAUCCUUCACCCCCUCCCUCGGGGUCCUGCUCUCCCUGCAGUUGCUGCUCCUCUACGCCAGCACCAGCCGGCACCCGCUGCCCCCGGCCGCCUGCCUUUAACCCACGCCCGCCGCCCUCCUGUUCUCUCAGCCUCCAUCUCCAUUCCCUUUCCAAGGCCCGGUGGGAUGGGAGCAACCCCCCACAACUCCCCGGCCUCGGGGCCGCGCUCCCCACGGCCACAUCCAAAGAAGAGCUGGGGUGUGGGCAGGGGCCCCCAGCCAGGACGGCAUCCGGCCCCCCCCGGCCACUUGGACUCCGAAAGCCCCCUUUGGCUGCCCCCCACCGCUGCAGCCCCCCCUCGCCUAUUUUUUUAGCCUCAAGAUUUUAAACCAGAUCUUUCUACAUCUAGUUCAUCCUGGAGAACGAUGGUGCGUGUUGUCAGUGACAAAGACACGUGGGAUAAAAGGGGAAAAAAUUACACAAAAAAAAAAGGGAAGAGGAGUUGGCCUGCCUGUCCUGCUCAGUAUGGUCACGGGGAUGCCGGCCCCCGGGGUGCAGGAGGACAGUGGUUGCAGUGUCCCUGCGGCACAGGGCUCGGUGCGGGGAGCCAGGUGUUGCCUUCACCGGGACCGGACCAAGCCCAUGGUCCCCACCCUCAGCUCAUCCGCUCUCAUUCAUGUGUCUUGGGCACAGAUACUGGGGUGAAAAGGAGAGAAAAAAAAAAAAAAAAA